AUGCCCACUCCCCUCACCUCCAACGUCGUCAUCAUCGGCGCCGGCCUAGCCGGCCUCACCCUCGCCCUCGCCCUCCACCAAAAAGGCAUCCCCAGCACCAUCUACGAGCUCCGCCCCGCCUCAGCCACCACCCCCGGCGCACUCAUGCUCUCCCCCAACGCCCUCCGCAUCCUGGACAACCUAGGCCUCUACGAAAACCUCAAGCCCCAAGGCUUCAACUUCGAGACCGUGACCUUCAAGGACGAAACCGAACGCACCACAGACACGUACUUCCUCGGCAGCGCCCGCGUCUACGGCUACGACUGCCUGCGCAUCUACCGCGCCGUCCUCCUCGCCGACCUGCGCGCCGCCGCCCAAGCAGCCGGCAUCCAAAUCCACUACGAGACGAAGUUCUCGCGCAUCGUGGCCGACGACCCCGCCGCAGGCGCAACGCUCGAAUUCGCCUCCGGCGCCCGCGUCACUGCCAGCCUGCUCCUCGCCGCCGACGGCAUCCACUCCCGCGUCCGCGCGCACGUCGCGCCCAGCGUCCAGCCCCGCUACGCCGGCCUCGUAGCAAUCACGUACGCGCUGCCGCGGGCUGCUGUCUCUUUCGCCCCGACGCCCGACAAUGAGGACCAAUACCCCUGCCCCGUGGCCAUCGCCGCCGCGCCCGGCACCUUCGUCCUCGCGCCCCAGAACCGCAACGGCUCCGAGCUGCUCGCGGGCACGCAGCGCCGGUACCCGGAGCAGGACCGCGCGGGGUGGGACGCGCUCAGCGCGAACCCGGCAAAGCUUAAAGCCUUGCUGCGCGGGAAGGACGAGGGGGCUAACUGGCCGCCGACGGUGCGCUCCGCCCUAGAAACUAUCCCUGAGCACUCGCUGUCCAUCUGGCCGUACUACGCUAUCCCACCGCUGGAGCGCUGGACUAGCAAUACCGCCCGCGUGGUUCUACUUGGGGACGCCGCGCAUGCGAUUCCUCCAACUGCAGGGCAGGGCGCGAGCCAGGCGCUUGAGGACGCGUGGUCGUUUGCGCAUCUGCUUGCAACGCACCACGCCUCAGCCUCAACCUCAACAACCACCUCCUCCUUCAACUCUUCCGACUCCCCCCUCGCGCACUGGCGCACCACCACCCACCACUGGCAGCGCUACCGCCAGCAGCGCGUCGCGCGCGUCACGGCGCUGACGCUAUUGCUCAAUAAUACGCGGCUGCCGGCGGCGGAGCGGGCGAGGCUGGCUCCCGGCCAGGCGUGGCAGAGCAGUGGGGAGGGCGAGCCGGCGUGGCUGUAUUGUGCGGAUGUUGUUGGAGAGAUGGAGAUGGAGGGGGUGCUGGGGGAGAGGGGGGUGGUGUGA
This is a messenger RNA of Aplosporella prunicola CBS 121167, 1329 nucleotides long. RefSeq lists its product as uncharacterized. The transcript has 2 exons. Gene Ontology annotation, molecular function: FAD binding; monooxygenase activity. The record is from RefSeq and is a predicted model, not a curated record. NCBI's taxonomy places the organism in Eukaryota, Fungi, Ascomycota, Dothideomycetes, Botryosphaeriales, Aplosporellaceae. The coding region runs from base 1 to 1329 and encodes 442 amino acids.